This is a messenger RNA of Cottoperca gobio, 3727 nucleotides long. Its product is annotated as probable C-mannosyltransferase DPY19L4. Gene Ontology annotation, cellular component: nuclear inner membrane. Gene Ontology annotation, molecular function: mannosyltransferase activity. Lineage: Eukaryota; Metazoa; Chordata; Actinopteri; Perciformes; Bovichtidae. The record is from RefSeq and is a predicted model, not a curated record. Bases 351 to 2651 code for a protein of 766 amino acids. The transcript has 19 exons.
AAACGUCAAUGGCGUUUUCACACCGGUGGGAGGCAGCAAUGCACUAAACUGUGUCUGGUCUUCCGGAAAGAAGAAGCCAUCCGCAACAUACGCUGUCCUGCUGUCACAACCCUGCAGCAGCUGUGCUGAGUCCUUCACACAAUUAAUAUCACAAACACUGCAUCUGUUUUACAACUUCAUACAAAACAAUCUGAUCCAGAAAGGUGAAGCUUGUAACUCGUCACCUGCCUAGUGUACUGCAAAGCGAAGUGUUGAUUUUGAGGGCUCUUGUGUUAGCUAACCGCCUGCUAGCUAGCAUGCUGCUGUCUCUACACAUCAGACAACUGCUCUCGGAUUAAUUUAAUCUCGUCAUGACUGAGUUAAAAUGUCGAAAAACAGACACUUUGGGGGGAGAUAAAGAAGAGGACGAGCGCCAAAAUGAGCCUGUGUUGCAGACUACACAUAUUAAAGAGCCGGUGAACACAGAGGAGGAUGAGGUGUCCAUUGGUAGAGGUGACAAGCAGCAGAAAGAUGAGGGGGGAGGUAAAGAAGAGGAUGCUCAACAUAAAGAGGAAGAAUCAAACAGACCCGAGUCACCUGUCAAGAGAUCCAAGAGCUCUUCUGCAUGUUAUUUGCAGCGCCUGGUGAGGGUGUUCUUCGGAUGUCUAGCAGCAGUUGCCUGCGGCAUGCUUUAUGCCGCAUAUCUGUCUGCGUAUCAUGACAGGAAGUUCUGGUUUUCGACUAGACAGGAGCUGGAGCGUGAAAUCACCUUCCAGGGAGGCAGUGGGCUUUAUUAUUACUACUACAAGCACAUGCUGGCGGUACCGUCCUUUGAAAGAGGGUUUUAUGAGCUGACGCUAGAUAACAGGACUGUUUCAGGUCAGACCAUCAAUGCAGUGGAGCAUUUUUCUCUGUAUCCAGAGCUCAUCACAAGCUUCAUAUACAGAGUCACAGGCAGCCAGGAUUUUGUGGAGCCAAUCUACUUCUACGUUGGAGCAGUUUUCGGGCUCCAGGCAGUCUACGUCACCGCCCUGUUUGUGUGUAGCUGGGUGAUGAGUGGCACCUGGGUGGCUGGCAUGUUGGCUGUGGCCUGGUAUGUGAUCAACAGACCAGAUACAACCAAAGUGGACUAUGCUAUUCCUCUGCGGGACAACUGGGCUCUGCCUUACUUCUCUUGCCAGGUUGCGGCUUUGACUGGAUUCCUGAGUAAUAACAUCAGCUCUGCCACUGAGAUGUUUUGCUAUCUUACCAUGAGUGCCACCACCUUCACCUUCCUGCUGGUCUGGGAGCACAGCCACUACGUGCUCUUCAUCCAGGGCCUCUGUCUUUUCUUGCUUGACUCUUUUGACCUGGUGCCACCACGUAAGAUGGCUGACAUUCACAAGGUUUACCUCAGCUCUUUGUUCCUCGCCUACUUGUUCCAGUUUCAGAACCCAACCCUGCUCAGCUCGCCUCUGCUCAGCCUCCUGAUUGGCUCAGUGCUCGCGAGGUACUUCCAGCAAAAGAUGAAGAUGGGGCCUCUUCUGGCCAGAGUAAUGAAGCUCUUCCUCCAUUUCCACCUCGUCUUCACCACGGGGAUCACCUUCAGUUAUUUGGUCAAGAAACUUAUACCUGUAAGUGAUAGUGACUUCAUUUUGAAAUUCCUUGAAGUAAAGUUUGGGCUCAACACAACUACUGACUUUAUCACCAACUUCCUCCUGUGCCAAGAGAGUUUCCAGACACCCGGUCAGGACUUAUUUCUGCGACUGACGCAGGCCUCAGUCCUUCCCUUCUACUUACUGGUGCUCACUGUCUGUUUGCUGUCCACCCUGCAGACCAUUUACAGAAGACUCAGUGGCCAGCCAAUGAAAACCAACCUCAGACUUGAAGAUGGACGAAUAGGAGAGCAGCCGGAGGUCAUCUAUCACGUUUUUCACACGUUGCUUUUUGGAGGCCUUGCUCUGUUGUUUGAUGGGAUGAAAUAUCUAUGGACCCCGUACGUCUGCAUGUUUACAGCGUUCGGUGUGUGUUCUCCCGACCUCUGGAUGACUGUGUUUAAGUGGCUCAAACUCAGGUCCAUCCACCCUGUAGUGCUGUCUCUGAUCCUGAGCACAGCAGUUCCUACGAUCAUUGGUUUCAGUUUGUGGAGAGAGUACUGCCCUCGUGUCUUAGCAGAGUUGUCAGAUCUGCAGGAGUUUUACGAUCCAGAUACAAUCGAGCUGAUCAGCUGGAUCAAGUCACAGGCUCCAGUGGCGACUGUCUUUGCAGGCAGCCCUCAGCUGUUGGGAACGGUGAAGUUGUGUUCAGGUUUAGCUGUCACCAGUUUACCGCUUUACUCAGACAUCAACCUGCUGAGGAGGACUGAAGAUACUUACCAGGUGUAUGCAAUGAGAUCUGCAGAGGACAUCUACAAGAUUCUGACCUCUCAGAAGACAAAUUAUGUGAUCAUCGAGGAGUCUAUUUGUAACGAGCUUAGUGUUAAUAAAGGCUGCCGGGUCAAAGACCUGCUCGACCUCGCCAACGGACAUGUCGUUUAUGACAAAGGAGAGGUUUACUCUUUCUCCAAGCACGGAAGAUUCUGCCAAGAGAUAAAGAUGAACUACUCGCCCUACACAAACUACUUCACUCGGGUUUUCUGGAACCGCUCGUACCACGUGUACAAAGUGAACUCCGUCAUCUCCUUUCAGUACUGAUGGCAGCUCCCGCAUCCCUGCUGAGACUUCACUGAGCCUGGCUCUGCCCUUCUCCAGUGUUUCACUUCAUGUCCACAAUGUAACACAGAGGACUCUGGGAAAAUGUCUAAUCACUGGUACUUUCCACAUCCUGGUGAUGGUGAAGCUGCAAAUUCAAACCAACUGGGAUCAACUGAGCACAUUGUCCUGGCUUUGAACCACACAUUGUUCAAUUAAAAUCAACAUAAAAUGGCCGUGUUGAAGUGAAAACAUGCCAUAUUAAUCACUGUACUGUAGUUUACAAGCCAUGCUUUACUGUGAUGUAUUUAAUGAAGGGAGAUGCUAAUAUGUGUGUUCACUUUGUACAGAAGCUGAGAGCAGGUGUGGUUGCUGAGAUUUUUUAGGCUCUGCGAAAGGGAAGUGUGUAAGAGAGAGUGAGCAGAUCUCUGCUGUUUAAGAAGACACCCAGCUAGGUUCACCUUAGAGUUCAUAAAUAUAAUUCCUGGGGUCCAACAUCAGCCGGUGAAUGUAUCUGAAUUUCCGCAGCAUACUUGCGACAUUAGAAGAUGAAGAAGUUGUGAUAUCAGAUGUGAAGUGUAGAGUUGCUUCAAACACCAUGAAUGAAAGAUGAAUAUUUGUGGGUAGACUGCUUGGUUUUAAUGUGUCAUAUGUGCGCUGCUUUUCUCAUUUAAACUGCGGUUUUGUUUCGGAGCCCCUCUGUUUUGUAUCAGAAUAUUGAUUGAACAAUCGAGGACAAUAGAAACAGCGUGUGUGAACUUUCUUUCAGCCUUAAAGUGUAGUGGAGGCUGGUUCUGAAGCUACUCAUGUCUGUCGUUCUGUCUCCAUCAUUCUCUCAUCUGGAUGCCUUAUUUUGAGAUGUGUGAACUGCCUGACAUCUCUUUACGGAUCACACCUUUAGUUACGCCUGAGACUGACCGUUCCCCCUCCCCCGGUUCUUACCUGAACUAUUUGUUUGUAAUUUCCUUCUGGUGCUAUCCUGAAAAUCUCACUAAUAACUUUCCCUCUGCAAAAGGCCAUGUGGUGAAUAUUAGGUUUUAUUGAAUUAUGGAAAAUAAAACUGAGUUGAUGAGUACAAA